Molecule: messenger RNA, 2226 nt
Organism: Numida meleagris (helmeted guineafowl)
Lineage: Eukaryota; Metazoa; Chordata; Aves; Galliformes; Numididae
Gene: STK32B
Product: serine/threonine kinase 32B
Exons: 12
Coding region: 1-1233 (410 amino acids)
Biological process (GO): G protein-coupled receptor signaling pathway; protein phosphorylation; regulation of signal transduction
Molecular function (GO): ATP binding; G protein-coupled receptor binding; G protein-coupled receptor kinase activity
Source: RefSeq, a predicted model, not a curated record
AUGACUUCUGGGAGAAAGGUUUAUGUUGAUGUGUCUUUGUUCAACUUUGACCAUUUUCAAAUAUUGCGGGCUAUUGGGAAAGGGAGUUUUGGAAAGGUGUGCAUUGUACAGAAGAGAGACACCAAGAAAAUGUAUGCCAUGAAAUACAUGAAUAAACAGAAGUGUAUUGAGAGAGAUGAAGUUCGAAACGUUUUUCGGGAGCUACAGAUAAUGCAAGGGCUGGAGCAUCCCUUCCUAGUCAACCUGUGGUAUUCCUUUCAAGAUGAAGAAGACAUGUUCAUGGUGGUUGAUCUAUUGCUUGGAGGAGACCUGCGGUACCAUUUGCAGCAAAACGUCCACUUUAAUGAAGGAACCGUCAAACUGUACAUCUGUGAGCUGGCACUUUCCUUGGAUUAUUUGCAGAGAUACCACAUCAUUCACAGGGAUAUCAAACCUGACAACAUAUUACUGGAUGAGCAUGGGCAUGUUCAUAUCACUGACUUUAACAUUGCAACCAUAGUGAAAGGCUCAGAAAAGGCUUCUUCUAUGGCUGGCACAAAGCCCUAUAUGGCUCCAGAAGUGUUCCAGGCUUUUAUGGAUGGAGGCCCAGGAUAUUCAUACCCUGUUGACUGGUGGUCUCUAGGAAUUACAGCAUAUGAAUUGCUGAGGGGUUGGCGGCCAUAUGAAAUUCAUUCAGCCACCCCUAUUGAUGAGAUACUCAACAUGUUCAAGAUAGAAAGAGUUCACUACUCGUCUACAUGGUGCAAGGGCAUGAUAGCAUUACUAAAAAAGCUCCUCACCAAGGAUCCAGAGUGCCGUCUUUCAAGUCUUGCAGACAUCCAAAGCUCUCCAUACUUAGCUGAUGUCAACUGGGAUGCUGUUCUGGAGAAAGCUGUGACCCCAGGCUUUGUUCCUAAUAAAGGAAGACUGAACUGUGAUCCAACAUUUGAACUUGAAGAAAUGAUCUUGGAGUCCAAGCCCCUCCACAAAAAGAAAAAGCGACUUGCCAAAAACAAAUCCAAGGAAGGAACUAAGGAAAGCUGCCCCCUGAACGUACACCUGCAGCAGUGCUUGGAAACCGUUAGGAAAGAAUUCAUCAUAUUCAACAGAGAGAAACUAAGAAGGCAGCAAGAUCAAAGUGGACAGACUUCUAGCACAGACAGCAGAUCAUCCCUGCAGAGCCACGGGAAGCUUCAAGAUGGACGCAACAACAACUUGCUUGGACAUGGCUGCACAAGAGGCUGCAGCAGCUAGUGAGCUACAGCUCCACAUCAGCUUUCAUCUGGGGGUGAGGAAGGGCCUCUCCCACACGCCUUCACACUUGCCCCUUGGAUCCCAGGCAGUCAGUCCUUCUGCAGGAUCCCCAGCUGAGGGCAGACCCACAGAGAAACCGGCUGAGAACUUCCAUCAAAGACUCUGUUCUUCUGACUCUGCCACUGGAAUAAAGCAACCAUCAGCAACAAAAUACAGUUUUAUAAGUAAGUUUGACUUUCCUUUUCAAAAUCCUGGAAGAAAACUUGAAAUAAUUCACUAGGCAGCCUCUCAAAUAUUGCCAUGUUUCUGGCUGCUUGCAAGAAACAAGUUGCACUGGGGGCAGCUUUAUCUUUAAGGCUUUACGCUGUCCUCUCCGUCUCAAUUAAUUAAAAUGAUCCAAUAUUGAAUUUCCUGAAACUGCUAGACACAGCUGUUUCUGAACAUCUGCUGUUGAGUUUAUAACAGAUGUACAUGAUGUAAAUACAUGGUUGUAGUGUCAAAUAGGAUAAACACUGAAUAAUUUCAUUUAACUACCAGAAGGCCAUUGGAAAUGUUGCACCGUGAAUGUCUUCAUUUUGUUCUUUAACUUCAUGCACUAUGCUUCGUAGUAAGAGAUGUGACUCAGGUCAAGUCAAAGUAUUGCUAGUGACUUUUGUGGAUGCAGGAUCAGACACAUCAGCAGUGUUUCAUAAAUAUGACAAAGACAGACCUUUAUACGCUGACUGAGCCAGAGCUGAAAAACAGCUAGGUAAGGAGAGCUAAAAACAUUAUGAAUUUGCUCAGAUCCAUAGUUAGGUGUUAUAAAAUGUGAAGAAAUCUGUUUCUGGAUCUAUUCUGGAUAAGAACUGUCUUAGGUAGAAAGAAACAUUCUUUAUCCUUUGGUAUUGAUUAUGUGAAAUCUCUUUUUUUUUAUUAAGAAAGAGCAUCCACAAUUCCAUACAUUUAAUACAUUUAUGGUAUUUCACAACGUGUACACCAACAUUUUGAUAAUAA